GGACGUGAAGCAGCUGCCAGGCGGCCGCGGCCGCGGGAGUGGGGCCCGGGGCGCGCACGGACUUGAGCGCUUUAGGUCCGCCAGGGCCGGCCGCGGAGUUCCCCGGCGGGGCCGGCGCGCCGGGAGAGGACCGGGUUCGAGGGCCCCGGGCGCGGCAGCCGCGCCAGGAGGUCCCGCCGCGAGCGUGACCUCACGGGGAGGGGCCAGCGCGGCAGCCCUGGGCGCGGAGCCGAGCGCAGAGAGCGCAGCGCCGGAGCCGAGCCGCGAGGAGCGCACGCCGCGGCCCAGAUGGAGCGGUUCAAAGCACAGGGGUGUUGCUGUCUGGUGGUACAGAGAAGGAUGCUGCAGGUUUCUGCUUCCCUGGAGCAGCUGCUGACAGAGCUGGAUGACUUCCUCAGGAUUCUUGACCAAGAGAACCUGAGCAGCACAGCUGUGGUGAAGAAGAGUGGCCUGGCCGAGCUCCUCCGGCUUUACACCAAAAGCAGCAGUUCUGAUGAGGAGUACAUUUAUAUGAACAAAGUGACGGUCCACAAGCAACAGGAUGCUGAGUCCCAAGACAAAGCGCCCGAGGAGCAGAGCCCACUGACCAACGGCGAGCCCGCCCAGCACUCCUCGGCCCCUCAGAAGAGUCUUCCAGACCUCCCGCCACCCAAGAUCAUUCCAGAACGGAAGCAGCUCUCCAUCCCAAAGAUCGAGUCUCCAGAGGGUUACUAUGAAGAGGCUGAACCAUAUGACACAUCCCUCAAUGAGGACGGAGAGGCCGUGAGCAGCUCCUACGAGUCCUACGACGAGGACGAAAGCAGCAAGGGCAAGUCGGCCCCCUACCAGUGGCCCUCGCCCGAGGCCAGCAUCGAGCUGAUGCGUGACGCCCGCAUCUGUGCUUUCCUGUGGCGCAAGAAGUGGCUGGGCCAGUGGGCCAAGCAGCUCUGCGUGAUCAAGGACACCAGGCUCCUGUGUUACAAGACCUCCAAGGACCACAGUCCUCAGCUGGACGUGAACUUGCUGGGCAGCAGUGUGGUGCACAAGGAGAAGCAAGUGCGGAAGAAGGAGCACAAGCUGAAGAUCACACCGAUGAACGCCGACGUGAUCGUGCUGGGCCUGCAGAGCAAGGACCAAGCUGAGCAGUGGCUCAGGGUCAUCCAGGAGGUGAGUGGCCUGCCUUCUGAAGGAGCUUGUGAGGGAAACCAGUACACCCCAGAUGCCCAGCGCCUGAGUUGUCCGAAACCAGAUGUAACUGAGAAGUACCUGUCAGCCUCGGAGUAUGGAAGCUCCAUAGAUGGCCACCCUGAGGUCCCAGAGACCAAAGAUGUCAAGAAGAAAUGUUCUGCUGGCCUCAAACUGAGCAACCUAAUGAACCUGGGCAGGAAGAAAUCUACCUCGCUGGAGCCUCCGGAAAGGUCCCUCGAGACAUCCAGUUACCUGAACGUGCUGGUGAACAGCCAGUGGAAGUCGCGCUGGUGCUCCGUCAGGGACAGUCACCUGUACUUCUACCAGGACCGGAACCGCAGCAAAGCGGCCCAGCAGCCCCUCAGCCUGGUGGGCUGUGAGGUGGUGCCGGACCCGAGCCCUGACCACCUCUACUCCUUCCGCAUCCUCCACGACGGCGAGGAGCUGGCCAAGCUCGAGGCCAAGUCUUCCGAGGAAAUGGGCCACUGGCUAGGCCUCCUGCUCUCUGAGUCGGGCUCCAAGACAGACCCAGAAGAAUUCACUUACGACUAUGUGGAUGCCGAUAGGGUUUCCUGCAUCGUAAGCGCCGCCAAAACCUCUCUGCUACUGAUGCAGAGAAAGUUCUCAGAGCCGAACACUUACAUUGACGGCCUGCCCGGCCAGGCUCACCAGGAGCUGCUGUAUGACGACGUGGAGGUGUCGGAGCUGACGGCAGUGGGGGAGGCCCCUGAGGAAGCUGCUCCUGCGACAGAUGCUCCGAGUGAGCCUGACCCCGACCGCGUAUACCUGGACCUCACGCCCGUCAAGUCCUUCCUACACAGCACCGGCGGUGCACAGGCCCGGGCCCCCUCGCCCACGCCGCCCCAGCCGGACCCUCCGGCCGAGGCCCUCCCUGCACACCUGAACCCCACCCCCGAUGAGCCCCUCGUAAAGUCUCCAGAGGACCCCGAGUUGCAGGUACAGGGGGUCCCCCAGCAGGUGAGCUGGCCUCACCUUCCGGGGUGCCUCGGCCAGCUGGGUCCUGUUUGCUUUCUCCCAAAGCAGAUGCAGCAGGGGAGUCAGGAACCUGAGGAGCCGUCCCUGGGAAUCACGGCAGUCAAAAUCCAGACUGAACAGCAGAAGAUCUCCUUCCCACCGAGCUGCCCUGACACUGUGCCCGUCGCCCCAGCCGGGGCCAGCCCACCUGUGAAAGACAGGUUGAAGGCAACCAAUGCAGAGGUCAAACUUGGCAAGAACAGGACAGAAGCCGAGGUGAAGCGGUACACAGAGGAGAAGGAGAGGCUUGAGAAGAAGAAGGAAGAAAUCCGUGGGCACCUGGCUCAGCUCCGGAGGGAGAAACGGGAGUUGAAGGAGACCCUGUUGAAGUGUACAGCCGACUGGCUUCUCUCUGCAGACAAGGGGGCGGCGGCCGGCCUGGAGGAGAAGCUGAAGGAGAUCGACGAGGAGUGCAGGGUGGAGGAGCGCAGGCGUGUGGACCUGGAGCUCAGCAUCGUGGAGGUGAAGGACAGCCUGAAGAAGGCCGAGGCCGGGCCCGUGACGCUGGGCACGACCGUAGACACCACCCACCUGGAGAACGUGAGCCCCCGCCCCAAAGCUGCCACCCCGACUCCUGCCCCAGACUGUACCCCAGUCAACUCCGCAACUGCGCUCAAGAACAGGCCUCUGUCGGUCACGGUCACGGGCAAAGGCACCGUCCUCCAGAAAGCCAAGGAAUGGGAGAAGAAAGGAGCAAGUUAGGAAACAAACUUCAUCUAGAGACUCUGCUGUCAAUAUGGACCUUGGUGACAAUCCUGCUUCGUUACAGUCUUCGUUAAAGCAGCAACUCUGUAAAAGGGUGAGUCUGUUUACAAGGAAAAGGAAGGACUGGGGUUCUAUGAAUGGAAAACUUCAGCUAAGAGGAGGCUCUGUCCCUUCGCGGGGCCAAAGGAAAUAAUACGACAACAAAAAAGACUUUUUUGGAGACCUAAGUCUAUUGGUUGUAAACAUUACAUUGCUGUAUUUAGGGGUAUUCUGUGUUUCUUCCUUGAAGUUUUCAGCAAUUGCCUUAUCAAGGUUUUUAAGUGAAAAGAUUCUGAUGUGGAGACUUUGGUGGAAGAGAAAAAUUAAGGUAGCAGGGCCCUGUCCCACUGAUCACAUGGCUUUGGUGAUUGAGAAGGUCUAAACUCCUGACUGUCAUCUCCUAUCUGAUUCUUAGCGGUGUCAGGGGUUAAACCGUCCUUGUCUUCAACUGUGUAAAACCAUCUAUGGUUUUUUGAGAAAUGGCAACGGGGAAAACAUUUGGGACCAAGCUGAGGCACUGUUCCCAGUAAAUUAAGGACUUUUUUUCAGGCUAAAGCAGGCCAGAACCAAUUGCUUUUAAAUAAAAUUUUAAGUGAUGCUGUAUUACAUAGAAAAAAAGAUGUUUAAAAUCCUGUAAUUUAGAACAGUGAAAAGUGUCUUUUGAGAUUUAACUGACAUUUUACAUUACCAUAGAAACAAGAUUACCCUGUGUUUACAGAUUCAGUCCUGUGGUGAGGUGAUUUUUAAGAGAAGAGUUAUUUAAUAUAAUGUUCUCUUAGUCCCUGUUUUUUUAAGUUGUGCUCUAUGUCCAGGCCCUUUCCAAGAAAAAAGGGGAGAAUUUUGUUUCUGGUGGUCUCUUUCUUCUCUUAAAAUUGGCAGUGCUGUUCUUUGUGUUGCCCGUUCUUCUCUUCUGAUGGCACUGGUUAACACAGGUUGGAACAUAUCACCUAUCAUCUCUCAGCCUCAUUUCUGGGGGUUCUGAAUCAGAGUUCUUUAACACUGGUUCCUGAGAACUAAAGGUCUUUUGAGUCUUAUUGUCUUUCUAAUCCCAGGGCAUUUAUUUCCUUUGUCAUAAACACUUGGUGUCUCAAGUGGUGAGUUAGUUUUUUUUUUUUUUAAUAAAAUGUUAAUUGUA
Balaenoptera ricei (Rice's whale) is the source of this 4081-nucleotide messenger RNA. RefSeq names its product actin filament associated protein 1 like 2 (gene AFAP1L2). Bases 289 to 2904 code for a protein of 871 amino acids. Gene Ontology annotation, molecular function: SH3 domain binding; SH2 domain binding. Gene Ontology annotation, cellular component: cytosol. NCBI's taxonomy places the organism in Eukaryota, Metazoa, Chordata, Mammalia, Artiodactyla, Balaenopteridae. The transcript is spliced from 19 exons. The record is from RefSeq and is a predicted model, not a curated record. Gene Ontology annotation, biological process: positive regulation of epidermal growth factor receptor signaling pathway; inflammatory response; positive regulation of interleukin-8 production.